Molecule: messenger RNA, 2322 nt
Organism: Parnassius mnemosyne (clouded apollo)
Lineage: Eukaryota; Metazoa; Arthropoda; Insecta; Lepidoptera; Papilionidae
Source: the annotation of a GenBank genome assembly
AUGGCGCUCAGAGUUGAUAUAGCAACUAUAGUGUUACUCUUCGUGCUACGAGCCGGCGCGCCAGCAAGUUUUCCUGAGAUAUUGCCCCUGCACGGCUGGUGGGCAGGUGCGCAGGAGGGCGGUGGCAGUGAGGAGGCUCAGGUGGUGUACUUGCCGGCGCUGCUGCCGCGCGCAGCUCAGUCUGCCUCUGAUGACGCCGACGAUAUCCCGUUGCAUUACAGCUUCGAUGCCUUCGGAAGGAGCUUCGACUUGCAGCUGGUACCAAAUAGGCGGCUGAUGUCACCGCAAUUCUCUGUGUGGUCGGAGCGGGGGGAGGAGACCCCGCUAUCUACUAUUGAAAAUUCCUGUCAUUAUCUGCAUGCUGGUCCUACAACCGUCGCUGCGUUUUCAGCUUGUAAAGAUCACGUGCUACACGGUUUAAUAGUAACGGACAAUUCGACAUAUGAAGUUCGUCCGUUACCGACGGGCGCAGGUCGCGCGGAAGAUAGCGGCGGACGUACGGCGCACGUGAUACGGCGCGCGCCUCCGCCGCAGCCGACGAACGACGACGCGCGGUACAUCCGCCCGCGCGCGCCUCGGCCGCGUCGGCCUCGAGUACAUUUACACGCGCCCGCCAAAUACACUAUCGAGGUCGCACUUUUUCUCGAUGAAGCGGCCUACAGACUUUUCUACCCUUUCCUCAACUAUAAUGAAGCCGAUCUGCGUGAUAUGCUGCUCGCGUAUGUAAACGGAGUCCAAGCAUUAUACCAGCACGCAUCUUUAGGCACCCGUAUCCAACUAUCACUGGUGCGUCUGACAUUGUUGCGCUCGCAGCCAAACGAUUUGCCACUACACGCUGAGCGGGAGCGCCUGCUUGAUUCUUUCUGUGCUUACCAGAGAUCGCUGAACGUAGAAGAUGACGACGAUCCACAGCAUUGGGAUAUGGCGCUAUUGCUUUCUGGGUUGGACUUGUAUUCGGAGGAGGGCGGGAGACGCAACGGCGUAACGAUGGGUCUGGCGCCGGUGGGCGGCGUGUGCUUGGCGGCGCACGCGUGUGUGGUGGCCGAGUUCGGCACCAGCGACCUGCUGGGCCGGCCGUACCCCUCCGCCGGCUUCACCUCCGUUUACAUCCUCGCACAUGAAAUUGGACAUAACCUCGGUAUGCACCACGACGGCACAGGCAACUCAUGCGCACGCGACGGCUACAUCAUGUCGCCGUCGCGCGGCACGCACGGGGAAGCCACGUGGUCGCGGUGCAGCGCCAAGGUCGUCGCCGACCUGCAAUGGGCCACAUGUCUACUAGACGGUGGUGACGAUGAAGAGGUUCCGGAUGAGCUCCUUCAUGAGCGAUUCGGAGCAGCCCCUGGUGUUACAUGGGAUGCUAAGAAACAGUGCGAGGUGUUGCUUCGUGACGUGGACGCAGCGCCGGUGAGCGGCGAGCAAGAUGCGAGUACAUCGCAUUGCGCGCAGCUGGUAUGCCGCUCUCCGCACCGCGUCGGCUUCUACUAUGCGGGACCCGCUUUACCCGGUACUCCCUGCGGCCUGCGUAAAUGGUGCCAAGGCGGCGAGUGUGUGGCAGCAGAGCCGUUGUCAGACGCGGAAACUCCCGUCACAGUUAGCGGGACGGCAGACGGUUGGAGCGAGUGGCGGGCGGGCGCGUGCCGCUCCGGCUGCACCGCGCGCAGUCGGGGCGCGCGCGAGCGACGUCGCUCCUGUGCUAAGGGCAGCGUUUGCGAAGGCACCGCCUAUGACGUAAUGCUGUGUGACGAUACUAAGGAGUGCGGGAAGAAGAGACGAGUGAGUGCGAACGAGCUGGCGGCACGGCGCUGCGGCGAGUACGCGGCGCGGCUGCCCGCGCUCGACGCUCGCGGCGGCGGCCUGCAGGCGCCGCACGACCCCACUCGUAUGUGGAUGGGGUGUGCAAUAUUUUGCCGGCGCGCGGCUGGCGGUGGUUUCUAUGCACCGCGUGUAGAACUCAACACGGCUGGUCUCGACCCUUAUUUCCCGGAUGGAACUUGGUGCCACAAUGACGGUUCACAGGACUACUACUGUUUGCAGCACCACUGCUUACCUGAGAACUUCAAGAUGACACCUCAAUGGCACAUUUGGGAUUUACCUAGCCAAGACAUCGGGGGAGCCUUCAACGCGCGAGCGCGUUCAAUGGACGACGAAUCUGCAGCUGAUGCGAUACGCGCGUACUUAUCGCUCGAUGAGGUGGGCUCUCCACUAGCACGCGCAGCUUUACCUCCACAGAUGCCUGACGAACCAGAAGGUAACUGGGAAGUUGUAGACUACAUCGAAAUAAGCAAAAACCAAACAUCAGAGCCUGAUCUAUUUGACUAA